Molecule: messenger RNA, 270 nt
Organism: Perkinsus marinus ATCC 50983
Lineage: Eukaryota; Perkinsozoa; Perkinsida; Perkinsidae
Exons: 4
Coding region: 1-270 (89 amino acids)
Source: RefSeq, a predicted model, not a curated record
AUGGUCUCCUGGGUCAAACACUUACGGUAUGAGAAUCCAGCAGGAGGAGACAUCGAUUUCGACAAGUCCACUGCACUCCGGUACCAGCUCUGCUGGGGUCACCCGUGCUUGGCCGACCCAACUGCGGCUGCUAGCCUCGAUAUGGAGUGGAUGAGGCGAGGUGUCCCCAUUGGUCCACCCCUCCGGCCCACACCAGAGGUCCCCCGAGCACCGGAGAUGCCCUCCAUCGGGCCAUACGAGUACAUCAUCGGGAAGCCCCUACAGGAGUAA